AAUUUCUGCAAAUCUGUCACUUCCGGUUUGGUGUGUUUGGCAAAACUGACGUGGCAGGCGUUGAAUUUCUUUAAUUUUCGAUUAGUAAAGCAAAACAUAAGUUAAAUUAUAUAAUUCCUUUGUUGUAUGAUAUCAGUUCUUUAUUUACCUAUUGCUAAGAGACCGUAAAUCAAAAUGGGUUUGACGUUAUCGAGCGUUUUCAAUCGGUUGUUUGGAAAGAAAAACAUGAGAAUUCUUAUGGUUGGACUUGAUGCUGCCGGGAAGACGACAAUUCUGUACAAAUUAAAGCUUGGAGAAAUUGUGACUACCAUUCCAACCAUAGGCUUUAAUGUAGAGACUGUUGAAUACAAAAAUAUCAGCUUCACAGUAUGGGAUGUCGGUGGCCAAGAUAAAAUCAGACCACUGUGGCGACAUUAUUUCCAAAAUACACAGGGUUUGAUAUUUGUAGUAGAUAGUAAUGAUAGAGAAAGGGCACAAGAGGCACAAGAAGAACUCCAGAAAAUGCUUGGCGAAGAUGAAUUGAGAGAAGCCACUUUGUUGGUUUUUGCAAACAAGCAGGAUUUACCGAACGCCAUGAGCAGUGCAGAAAUUACAGAAAAAUUAAAGCUUAAUGAGCUACGAAACAGAAAAUGGUAUAUCCAAGCAACUUGCGCUACUCAAGGUAAUGGAUUGUACGAAGGACUAGACUGGUUAUCCAGUGAACUUUCAAAGUGAUGAUAAUUAGACUGUGUUACAAGUUUAUAGACUGUGGGACUAAAUUAUAGGGAUAGAAAAAGUACUUGCUAAAAAUUUAUAGAUUUCUUCCAAGUGUUUAAAGAUGAAGAUUUCAUGCAUGAACAACUACAUGAUUCCUUGGAAUGGCUUCUAAAUCGUUUAGAGAAAGUUGUCCUGUUCAUUUCUUUAAAAUUCAACUUCUUAUGAAAUUAACACUUUUUUUCCCAAUUUUUCUUUACAAAUUGCUACAAAAAGUGUUUUUGGUUGUAGUGGUGAAACUUGUCUUUACAACUUACAAUAUGUUUGAAAUUUUUUAAUCUUUACUAGAAAUCUAUAAAUUAAGCUAUUGCUGAAUAGUGUAUGGAAUGAAAAGACUUCGGCAAUUAAUUGAGCCAGCUAUUUUUAAACAAGAUGAUAAAAAAGUACGCUUAAAGAUCCUGUAAAGCAAUUUUCUUAUGGUUUGAUAUAAGAAAUAUAAUGCUCAAUUGAAGAUUUAUCAAUAUUGUAAGUUCCAAAAAGCAUUAUUUGUUAAGAUAUUACUGAAUUUACAUUUCAUGUUAAUAAAGGGAGGUAAAUCGAAAUUUAUUUUCUAUAAAGUCUAAGUCAAAUGUUUCAAUAAGAAAUGAAUCAUAUAUUUUAAUGAUUACAUAUAAUGUGACAAAUAUUUGCAGUACAUAUUUUACAUAUUCUUUGAUGUUUGAAAAUUGUUUUAGAAGCAUUAUUAUAUACAUAUAUAAAAUUUCACUAAGUGUGAUUACAACCUUAAUGACGACAUACAGGAUCUUUAAAUUUAAGCUGUUGAAGUUAAUAUAUAUGCUUGUAGACUAUUUAUUAUUGUGUACAUAAGUCGUUUUAACAUUUAAGUCUUUUCUCUGUAAGGUAUGAAACUUUUCACUUUUGUUUUUGUUUGAUGGGAACAGAUCUUUAGGGAAAAAUAUUAAAUAUUUUUAUUUUUGUGUAGACCCUUAAUGUGAUGUGUGGAAGGAAAAAAGAUGGAUGUAAUAUUUUUGCAACAAAAAAUGAGAUUUUUUUGUUACCAUGGCAAUGUGUUUAUUGUUUAAUGGGUGGAAAAACAUAUUAAGCUUUACCCCAUGUGAUUAUUUUAUCUACACAAUAACACAAAAAUUCAUAACUAAACCUGAAAUGCAAUGAGUCGAAAUCAGUGGCUCAGAAUUGGUGUUUGGUACACUGAUGAAAAGUUGUUCCGAUUUGAAUUUUUUGUAAGAAUUCAGGAGUUAGUAAAAAAAAAACUACAUGUUUGUCUAGUCAGCAAGGUCACAUGCUUGUGUUUUACUGACUUUGAUAUUGAAAAAAAUAAAUAAAUUUGUGCUAAAUUGCUUGAUAUUAGCUGUUUUAUGUUUAGUGAAAAAUCCUUUGAAAUGAAUUUAUGGCAUGCUGUUUAUUAAUGCUUUUUUCAUCACAGAUCUUUCAACUUUAUUUCAGUAUCAAGGUUUUUUUAUUUUUCAUUCCAAAAAUAUAUAUAUACAAUGUAUAUAAAACAAUGGGGACACAUAAGCUUUGUUUUUAUUGUUAUUUCCAUUUAUGUACGUGUGUUAAAGUAUAAGUUUAUGUUGCAUAUGCUGACAAAAAGUUUGAUCAUUUGCAUGCUAUUUUCAUAACAUUUGAUUGUGAUGCUCAUUUGUGAAGGUGUAAUAAAGUACAUGUAUGUUUUA
Ruditapes philippinarum (Manila clam) is the source of this 2387-nucleotide messenger RNA. RefSeq names its product ADP-ribosylation factor 4. The transcript has 6 exons. The coding region runs from base 175 to 714 and encodes 179 amino acids. Gene Ontology annotation, biological process: vesicle-mediated transport; intracellular protein transport. The record is from RefSeq and is a predicted model, not a curated record. Gene Ontology annotation, molecular function: GTPase activity; GTP binding. NCBI's taxonomy places the organism in Eukaryota, Metazoa, Mollusca, Bivalvia, Venerida, Veneridae. Gene Ontology annotation, cellular component: plasma membrane; cytoplasm.